Molecule: messenger RNA, 1911 nt
Organism: Rhodofomes roseus
Lineage: Eukaryota; Fungi; Basidiomycota; Agaricomycetes; Polyporales; Fomitopsidaceae
Product: acyl-CoA dehydrogenase/oxidase
Exons: 18
Coding region: 67-1626 (519 amino acids)
Molecular function (GO): flavin adenine dinucleotide binding; acyl-CoA dehydrogenase activity; heme binding
Source: RefSeq, a predicted model, not a curated record
CGUCUUCAACUGCUCCCCGCACGCCCCCUUGCCGCCCUCCCAGCAACAGACUACGACUAGACAACAAUGGCCACGAAAGAGCUCAAGCAGCUUACGCGCGAGGAGGUUGCGCAGCACAACAAGCCCGACGACCUGUGGAUCGUCAUAGACUCGAAAGUGUUCGAUGUGUCGAAGUUUAUAAACCAUCAUCCUGGAGGGGCGAACGUCUUCCUCGCCGAGGAGAUUCCUGGCCAGGAUGCCACAGAAGCUUUCUAUGGCCUUCACCGCCAUGAAGUACUCCUGAAGCCUCAGUACGCACGGUUGCAGAUUGGCACAAUAACCGGCGAGAAGAGUCAAAUCGUCGGCAAUGUGCCGGGUCACUUGAGCGAGGUUCCUUACGCUGAGCCAACCUGGUUGUCGAAGGGAUACCACAGCCCAUACUACAAUGAGAGCCAUCACCGAUUCCAGAAGGCGAUUAGGAAGUUCGUUGACGAGGAGAUCAUCCCGGAGGCGUUGGCACGAGAGGAGGACGGCAAACGGCCGAGCGUCAGUCUUAUCAAGAAGAUGGGCGACAAUGGCUUGAACGCGAUGCGCCUCGGUUCCGGGAAGCAUCUCAAGGGCCUGACGUUGAUGGGAGGGGCAGUGACUCCCGAAGAGUUUGAUUACUUCCACGAGGUCAUCCUCAACCAAGAAGCGUCUCGUGCCGGUAUGCGUGGCUUCCAAGACGGUUUCAACGGCGGCAUGGUCAUCGGUCUGCCACCUGUGAUGCAUUUCGCGAGGCCAGAGCUGCGUGACCGUGUCAUGAAGGAGGUCCUUUCCGGCGAAAAAUAUAUCAGCUUGGCGAUUACGGAGGCGUUCGCGGGCUCGGAUGUCUCGGGCUUGAAGACGACCGCGCGUAAGACUGAAGAUGGCAAGUUCUGGAUUGUCAAUGGUACCAAGAAGUGGAUCACGAACGGAAUGUUCUCGGACUACUUCACUGUUGGGUGCAACACCGGCAAAGGCCUGACAGCCAUUCUCAUUGAGCGUGGCGAUGGCGUCGAAACGAAGGCCAUCAAGACCUCGUACUCUCCAACGGCCGGAACGGCGUACAUUACCUUUGACAAUGUCAAGGUACCCGUUGAGAACACGCUCGGGCCCGAGAAUGGCGGCGUCUUCGUCAUCCUUAGUAACUUCAACCACGAGCGCUGGGUCAUGGUAUGUGCAUCCAUUCGAGGACAACGGACUAUCGUCGAGGAAUGCAUGAAGUGGGUCAACCAGCGGAAAGCGUUUGGCAAGCCGCUUAGCUCGCAGGCCGUCAUCCGCUCGAAGCUCGCAGCGAUGAUCGCCCGAGUGGAAAGUAUGCAGGCGUGGCUCGAGAACAUCACAUACCAGAUGAACAACAUGUCGUACAAGCAACAGGCGGCUCUUCUUGCCGGCCCGAUCGGUCUGCUCAAGAUGGAAGCGACACGUACUGCACAAGAUACUGCCCGUGACGCAGUGCAGAUUUUCGGUGGCCGCGGUAUCACGAAGACGGGGAUGGGUCGCAUGAUCGAACACUACCACAGGACCGUGCCCUUCGAUGCUCUUCUGGGCGGAGCGGAGGACGUCCUGGGCGACCUCGGUGUGCGCCAGGCGAUCAAGAACAUGCCGAAGGGCGCCAGGCUAUAGUCGUGAUUGUCGCGCAUGGUGUACUGACGGAAGUAGCACUCGGCUUUCGAGGCUUUGUGAUAAAGUUAUUGGCACUCUUAUUCCUCUCAUUUCGCGACGUUGGAUGUAUAUUACUCUCAAGACGUUUGCAAAUCAUCUGGGCAUUUGUACUGUUUUUGUGUGCUCCUUUUCCAUGUAUGUCACUCUGCUGGCGCUGCUCAGCGUUGUCGUCUUAAAAAAAUGGAAUCCUCUUGGCCGGGGACCACAAGUUUCGUUUACCAGAAAGGAAACUUGAUGGCACCUGUA